AUGUCGAUUCCAAAGUAUACUGAUCAUAAAGAGUUAACAGACGCAGAAUUUACCAAUUUAAAAGAAAAUGUUAUCAAAGCCAAAUCCGCCGCUUAUUGUCCUUAUUCGAAAUUCAGAGUGGGAUGUACCCUUUUAACGGAAUCGGGCGAGUUUAUAUCUGGUGCCAAUGUCGAAAACGCAUCAUAUGGGGCGGGUGUCUGUGCUGAACGAACAGCAAUCGUUAAAGCAGUGACCGAUGGUCAUAAGAAAUAUAAAGCAAUUGCAGUUGCAGGAAACACCAAGGACCCUAUAACUCCUUGUGGAAUUUGUCGUCAAUUCAUUAGAGAGUUUGCCCCAGAAAUCCCAGUGUACAUGUUCAAUGAAGAAAACAGGUUUAUUAAGGUGUACCUUCAGGAUUUACUACCAUUGAGUUUCGGUCCAGAAGAUCUCGGCGUAUCGAAUUAA
Molecule: messenger RNA, 444 nt
Organism: Candida albicans SC5314
Lineage: Eukaryota; Fungi; Ascomycota; Pichiomycetes; Serinales; Debaryomycetaceae
Product: cytidine deaminase
Exons: 4
Coding region: 1-444 (147 amino acids)
Cellular component (GO): cytosol
Molecular function (GO): zinc ion binding; cytidine deaminase activity
Source: RefSeq, a predicted model, not a curated record